Pteronotus mesoamericanus is the source of this 1032-nucleotide messenger RNA. It is a transcript of the gene ALKBH6, whose product is annotated as alkB homolog 6. Bases 340 to 849 code for a protein of 169 amino acids. Gene Ontology annotation, cellular component: nucleus. The transcript has 7 exons. The record is from RefSeq and is a predicted model, not a curated record. NCBI's taxonomy places the organism in Eukaryota, Metazoa, Chordata, Mammalia, Chiroptera, Mormoopidae.
GCGGAAGCGGCUGGGGAAGGAAUAGAGGUGUUGAGUGUGGAUAUUGGAGGGGACAUUGGUGGACGGCACCACCUGUAAUCUACUAUGUCCCUGACUUCAUCUCCAAGGAAGAGGAGGAAUAUUUGCUUCGACAGUAGACAGAGGUGGGCUUUGGGGCCAGAAGCCUCCACAGGGGAAAGGACAAACAGCAAAAUCUUGGGAACACUCAAUUGCAGAGAAUCCCACAGGUACUGAGAUGACUCAUUUUCACCUCAGGUCUUCAAUGCCCCAAAGCCAAAGUGGACGCAACUCUCUGGAAGGAAGUUACAGAACUGGGGUGGGCUCCCUCAUCCCCGGGGGAUGGUCCGUGAGCGGCUUCCUCUAUGGCUCCAGCGCUACGUGGACAGAGUAUCUGACCUCAGUCUUUUUGGGGGUCUCCCAGCCAACCACGUCCUUGUGAACCAGUAUCUGCCUGGGGAGGGCAUCAUGCCCCACGAGGACGGGCCACUGUACUACCCGACCGUCGGCACCAUCAGCCUGGGCUCCCACACCAUGCUGGACCUCUACGAGCCGCGGCAGCCAAAGGAUGAUGACCCUACAGAGCAGCCCCGGCUCCCUCCCCGGCCAGCCACCUCGCUGCUGCUGGAACCCCGUAGCCUGCUGGUGCUCAGGGGCACCGCCUACACGCGCCUCCUCCAUGGGAUCGCAGCUGCCCGGGAAGACCAGCUUGAUACCGCCUCCCUGCCACUCAACGCUGCUGCCUGCCCCUCAGCACAGCCGGGGGCCUGCUUGGUCCGCGGCACCCGCAUCUCGCUGACCAUCCGCCGGGUGCCCCGGGUGCUGCGCGCCGGCCUUCUCCUAAGCAAGUGACACCUGGCCCCAGGACCUGCCAGGCUUCCUGGGCUGCUGACUGGAGAACUGGGACCCUGCAACCUUGAAACCCUGGGGCAGAGGCGGCUCCCCUGAGUUAUUUAUUUCCCCAAUAACUUUGUGAGAAGGUCUCACAAAGAAAAAGGUCUCAUUUCAAAUAAACCAACCAAAAAAAAAAAAAAA